AUGGCCGAAGCCAUGAACGCUUCAUUGCACGCUCCCAUUUCGUGGAAAGAGAAGAUGCAGCGUGCCGGCUUUGUCGAUGUGGAACAAAACAUCUUCAAAGUGCCGCAAGGGAUAUGGCCGAAAGACAAGCGGCUCAAGGAACUCGGCGCCUUUGAGGAUUUCAGUCUCGUCCACGGACUUGACGCCUACCUGUUGCGAGGAUACACGACCAUACUAGGUGGAGAUCCUGACGAAUUGAAGUUCAUCAUCGCACAAACCAAGAAAGAACUUCUGAACCCAGAGAUGCACACUUACGUUUACUAUUACAAUGUCUAUGGGCGAAAAACCCGAGGUUGGGGACGGAGUGCCUUGAUACGACACGACAGAUUCGGCUGA
Molecule: messenger RNA, 375 nt
Organism: Exophiala xenobiotica
Lineage: Eukaryota; Fungi; Ascomycota; Eurotiomycetes; Chaetothyriales; Herpotrichiellaceae
Exons: 2
Coding region: 1-375 (124 amino acids)
Source: RefSeq, a predicted model, not a curated record